Messenger RNA from Anguilla rostrata (American eel), 2280 nucleotides. RefSeq names its product galectin-3-like. The coding region runs from base 392 to 1750 and encodes 452 amino acids. The transcript is spliced from 6 exons. Gene Ontology annotation, cellular component: immunological synapse; nucleus; cytoplasm. NCBI's taxonomy places the organism in Eukaryota, Metazoa, Chordata, Actinopteri, Anguilliformes, Anguillidae. Gene Ontology annotation, biological process: monocyte chemotaxis; negative regulation of extrinsic apoptotic signaling pathway; neutrophil chemotaxis. Gene Ontology annotation, molecular function: carbohydrate binding; laminin binding; IgE binding. The record is from RefSeq and is a predicted model, not a curated record.
ACUAUACUCGCAUUGUGCCUGACAGCAAUACAUGUAUACACAAUUUUAUAGCAUGAAGAUAUAAUUUACACUUUUGGUUUGUAUUUAUAUGACUUGGGAAUUAUUAUUGCAUUCUCAUUGAUAAAAAUGAACACCGGAAUUAUACACACCAGCAUGUCCACCUAUACUAGUCCACUGUGAUGCGCAAACUGCUUUUCUACACACUUCACAGCCAGCCCUUGUGAUACAAAAAAUCCUGAUUAAAACCACCGUAAAUAUGGUUUACCCAUUUUCUUAAUGAUGUCCACUGUCCUUGUCAUAGGGAAAAGCUAGGCGUUGUUCCUUCCAUAGAAUGGUAAAUUUAUAAGAAUAAUUUUAUACUGACAAUAUACUCUCCCCUUUUGCAGAUAAUAUGGAUCUAACUGAGGCUCAGAAUGGCUGCCCUGCCUGGCCUGCAGGCUCAAACAGUCAGCAGCCAGGAAGCACAGUGUGCCCAGGACAGCAGCCCAGUCAGCCAUGGUGUCCUGGAUUACAGCCCUGCCAACCAAACCCUCCCGCCUGGCCUGGACAACAACCCAAUCAGCCCAGCUCUAUCCCGUCCCCCGGACAACAGCCUGGCCAACCAAACCCUCCCGUCUGGCCUGGACAACAACCCAAUCAGCCCAGCCCUAACCCUGUACCCGGACAACAACCUGGCCAACCAAACCCUCCCACCUGGCCUGGACAACAACCCAAUCAGCCCAGCUCUAACCCUGUACCUGGACAACAGCCCGGCCAACAAAACCCUCCCGUCUGGCCUGGACAACAACCCAAUCAGCCCAGCUCUAACCCUGUACCUGGACAACAGCCCGGCCAACCAAACCCUCCCGUCUGGCCUGGGCAACAACCCAAUCAGCCCAACUCUGUCCCGUUGCCCGGACAACAACCUGGCCAGCCUAGCCCACCUGUCUGGCCUGGACAACAACCCAAUCAGCCCAACUCAAUCCCGUUGCCAGGACAACCUGGCCAGCCUAACCCUCCCGUCUGGCCAGGCAAUCCACCCUGUCAGCCUAGCGCUCCGUCCUGGCCUGGACAGCAGCCUGGUCAACCAGCCCAGCCACCCUGCCCUCAACUGCCGAACCCCCCCUCUGCUCCAGGGUGGCCUGGACACCCAGGGCAACCACUGUGGCCUGGCCAGGGAGGGGGGCAGGUAAUUGGCCCUGGCCAGCCAGGCUGGCCCAGUCAAAACCCCCCUUAUGCUCCACAACCAUGGCCUGUUCCACCCUCAGGGUCUCUGGUGGACUUAUUAACAGUUGCUUUGGCAGUAGCGGCGCCAGCAGUCCAAUCAUGGGUGUACCGGAGAAAUUUGCGGUCAGUGCCGUAUACCGUGGACCUUCCCAACGGAGUCUAUGACAAGCUGAUUAUCACCAUCACCGGACAGGUCAAGCUUAACGCAAAAAUGUUCACCGUUGAUUUCCUGCGGGGAAACGAUAUCGCCUUCCACAUCAACCCUCGCUUUAACGAGGGCGGGAAGCAGGUGGUGGUCAGGAACCACAAAGUGGGAGACCGGUGGGGGAAGGAGGAGAGAGCCCUGCAGGCUCCAUUCCCCUUCAUGCAAGGCACACCCUUUGAGAUGAAGAUCCUGUGCACGUACAAUGACUUCAAGGUUGCGGUCAACAACGCGCAGAUACUGGAGUUCAAGCACCGUGUCCAGGAGCUCAGCAAGAUCAACAGGCUCAGCAUUUACAAUGACGUUAUCUUGACAUCCGUCAGACCUGAGACGCUCCCCUGAGAGAGCCUUAGCCUUUCUCUGAAUCUUGAAUGAAUUUGUCCUGACAUUUCAAAAUCAUAGCUUACAACAAUAAGCUGUUUUUCAGCUAAUAUAGGCUCAGUGGAUCUUAAAAAUUACUCAGAACAAUCAUGUUCACAAUUCAAAAGCAUUCUUAAAAACAGAAUAGUUGUGUGAAGUUUUGUCAUUUGAUAAGUUCAGCUUCCUUGUAUAAACUUAGUUGCCAAAAAAAUAAGUAGUGAAACUAGUCUUAGUCUUCUUCAUUGUAUUCCAUCCUUCCAUCGAUUAUCUAUACCCGCUUAUCCUGCUCAGGGUUGCAGGAGGUGCUGGAACCUAUCCCAGCAUGCAUUGGCCGAGAGGCAGGAAUACACCCUAAACAGUUUACCAGUCAAUCACAGGGCACCAUCUUCAUUGUGUUUCCUUUGAUGUAUGAUUGCUGUAAUGUCUGAAGUUUGCUGUACUUUAAAGUAUACUUUCUAUUGUAAUGCUCCAUCUUUCCUCUAGAUGGCACAAUAAAUUGAGAGAAAAUGGAA